Molecule: messenger RNA, 1815 nt
Organism: Cordyceps fumosorosea ARSEF 2679
Lineage: Eukaryota; Fungi; Ascomycota; Sordariomycetes; Hypocreales; Cordycipitaceae
Product: Oligopeptide transporter
Exons: 2
Coding region: 1-1815 (604 amino acids)
Biological process (GO): oligopeptide transport; transmembrane transport
Cellular component (GO): plasma membrane; fungal-type vacuole
Molecular function (GO): dipeptide transmembrane transporter activity; tripeptide transmembrane transporter activity
Source: RefSeq, a predicted model, not a curated record
AUGGCUACCAAUCACGAGGAUGCCGCCGUUGAGCUCCAUGAAAAGUUCUCUGAGCGCGUCCCCAACAAGCAUCACGACGUCGCCGGCGGCUACAUCCAGGAGCCGGACGUCGAUGCGGCCUCGUCGGACGAGAAGAAGGACCUCGAGAACGGCCUGCCCACCGCCGACGGCGAGGAGCCCUCGGCCCACGAGCGCGCCACCCUGCGCCGCGUGGGCGAGAGCCUCCCCCCCUCGGCCUUCCUCAUCGCCUUCGUCGAGCUCACGGAGCGCUUCACCUACUACGGCGCGCAGGGCCUGUUCCAGAACUACAUCAGCCACGACAAGCACGGCGCCGACGGCGCCAAGGGCCUCGGCAUGGGCCACCAGGCGGCCACGGGCCUCAACCUCUUCUUCCAGUGGUUCUGCUACGUGACGCCCAUCCUCGGCGCCAUCAUCUCGGACCAGUACCUCGGCAAGUACAAGACCAUCCUCAUCUUCUGCGCCGUCUACUGGGUCGGCCUCAUCUUCCUAUGGACCACCUCGCUGCCCUCGACGCGCGACGUCGCCGGCCUCCCCGGCUACAUCGUCGCCAUCAUCAUCAUCGGCCUCGGCACGGGCGGCAUCAAGUCCAACAUUGCGCCGCUCAUCGCCGACCAGUACCAGCGCCGCCGCAUGGCGCUGCGCACGGAGCCCACGGGCGAGCGCGUCAUCAUCGACCCGGCCAUCACCUACCAGCGCAUCUACAUGAUCUUCUACUGGUGCAUCAACAUCGGCGCGCUCUCCCUCAUGGCCACGCCCUUCAUGGAGCGCUACGAGGGCUUCUGGACCGCCUUCCUCAUGUGCUUCUGCAUGUUCAACGUCGGCAUCUUCGUCCUCGUCGUCCGCCGCAAGUCCUACAUCAUCCGCCCGCCGCAAGGCUCCAUCAUCACCGACGCCCUCAAGGCCAUCGGCAUGAUGAUUGUCGGCCGCAGCACCGACGCGCCCAAGAACGCGUGGCGCGCUGCCCACGGCAAGUCCCCCGUGCACUGGGACGACCACUUCGUCGAGGAGCUCAAGCGCGCGCUGCGCGCCUGCAAGGUGUUCCUCUUCUACCCGAUCUUCUGGGUCUGCUACGGCCAGUUCUCGUCCAACUUCGUCACCCAGGCGGAGCAGAUGCAGGGCCACGGCAUGCCCAACGACUUCAUGCAAAACUUUGACUCCCUCUCCAUCCUCGUCUUCACGCCCGUGCUCGACCGCCUGAUCUACCCGCUGCUGCGCAAGUGCGGCAUCGAGCUGCGCCCAAUCGCCCGCAUCACCAUCGGCUUCUGGCUGGCCGCGCUGUGUCUGGCCUACGCCGCCAUCGUGCAGCACCUGAUCUACAGCGCCGGCCCCUGCUACAGCUUCCCCCGCGACAAGGACAACUGCGCCGCCGCGGUCGGCCAAGACGGCGUCAUCGUCUCCAACAACGUCCACAUCGCCGUCCAGACGCCCGCCUACGUCUUCAUCGGCCUCUCCGAGAUCUUCAUCUCCGUCACCGGCCUCGAGUACGCCUACACCAAGGCUCCGCCCAGCAUGAAGUCGUUCGUUCAGAGUAUCUACCUCUUCACCAACGCCUUUGGCUCGGCCAUCUCUGAGGGUCUCGUCCCCGUCUCCAAGAACCCCAAGUUCGUCUGGAUGUACUCUGGCGUCGCCAUCUCGUCCUUCAUCGCCGGCUGUGCCUGCUACGUCCUGUUCCGCCAUUACGAUGCCCAGGAGGAGGACAUGUACGAUCUCGAUCGUGACGAGCCCGAGCUGGAGAUUGGCAAUGAGGCUGAGGGUCUCCAGGCCGCCAAGGAGAAGCGCGUGGAGGGACAGUAA